Emericellopsis cladophorae is the source of this 1383-nucleotide messenger RNA. RefSeq lists its product as uncharacterized. Gene Ontology annotation, molecular function: flavin adenine dinucleotide binding; N,N-dimethylaniline monooxygenase activity; NADP binding. Lineage: Eukaryota; Fungi; Ascomycota; Sordariomycetes; Hypocreales; Bionectriaceae. The record is from RefSeq and is a predicted model, not a curated record. The transcript is spliced from 3 exons. Bases 1 to 1383 code for a protein of 460 amino acids.
AUGUCACCCCGACCUAUCAAGCGUGUCGCUGUCGUGGGCGCCGGCCCCUCUGGUGCGAUAGCCAUUGACGCCCUGGCCAGGGAGCAGGCUUUCGAUAUCAUCCGCGUCUUUGAGCGGCGUGAGGCUGCGGGAGGAUGCUGGAUUGGCGACAAUGGACGGCCACCGCCGACAGAGACAGACCUGGCCACGUUGGGGGACCGCACGGCAGACAAGCCAAUCGAGAUUCCAUCACAUCUCCCUGCAUUUGCGCCAAGGACCCAGCAGGAUCGUUAUACAGAGUCGUCCAUAUAUCCUUACCUGGAGACCAAUGUCGACGAAUUGACGAUGCGGUUCACAGAGGAGCCGUUCCCGGAUGAAAAGAGCGAGCGCUCCAUUGACCUCUAUGGCCCGAACACGCCAUUCCGACACUGGAAAGUGGUUCGGGAUUAUGUGCAGUCACUCGUGCAACGUCGUGGCUAUGAGGAUUACGUCUCGUACAACACGACGGUGGAGCGCGCCGAGAAGAUUGGCCAUGAGUGGAAGGUGACUUUGCGUAAAGGCGGUCAGGAACGAGAUUAUUUCUGGGUGGAAUGGUUCGACGCAGUGGUGGUGGCCUCGGGUCACUACGCCGUGCCGUACAUCCCGACGAUACCAGGCCUCGAGGACACAGAGAGGAGCCGUCCUGGUACAGUCGUCCACAGCAAGCACUUUCGAGGGCGAGACAUGUAUGAGAAUAAGAGCCCAGUCCAUGCUGUUGUCAUAGGCCACACAGCCAACGCCUACUUUGGCGAUGUAGCAUUCAAUCACCCGCGGAUCCAGCGUCAUCACUCCAUCACACGAGUCGACGGGAAGACGGUGCAUUUCAGCGACGAUACGUCGAUCAGCGAUGUUGAUCACCUCAUCUUCGGAACGGGGUACACGUGGACGUUACCAUUCCUGCCGCAAGUGCCCAUCCGCAAAAACCGCGUACCAGAUCUGUAUCAGCAUGUUGUGUGGCGACACGACCCGACUCUGCUCUUUGUUGGUGCCGUCAACGCUGGACUCACGUUCAAGAUCUUUGAAUGGCAAGCCGUCUACGCCGCGAGACUCUUAAGCGGACGCGGCAAGCUACCACCCGUCAGCGAACAAGCCAAGUGGGAGGAAGACCGCAUCAAGGCACGAGGCGACGGCCCAAAGUUCGCCGUCAUCCAUCCCGAUUUCGAGGCGUACUUCAACCAGCUAAGGGAGCUUGCUGGCGAUGGCGAUGGCGUGGGCAGAAAGCUGCCAGCUUUCGAUCGAAGGUGGUUCAGGCAGUUUAUGGAAACCCACGAAAGCAGGAAACGCAUGUGGCGUCGCAUCAUUGCCGCCGCGCGGGAAGAGCUAGAGGAGAGCGAAGCCUCCAGUAAACCGAAAGCGCGUCUUUAG